This is a messenger RNA of Papaver somniferum (opium poppy), 2983 nucleotides long. RefSeq names its product mediator of RNA polymerase II transcription subunit 25-like. Gene Ontology annotation, biological process: positive regulation of transcription by RNA polymerase II. Lineage: Eukaryota; Viridiplantae; Streptophyta; Magnoliopsida; Ranunculales; Papaveraceae. The coding region runs from base 296 to 2713 and encodes 805 amino acids. The transcript has 15 exons. Gene Ontology annotation, cellular component: mediator complex; transcription regulator complex. The record is from RefSeq and is a predicted model, not a curated record.
AUGAAAUUCUUCCCAAAAAAAUAAAUAAAAUGAAAUUCUUCCAUUCAUAAAACCACGGUGUCAACCUAAUAUGUCAAUUGAUCCUUCUUCCCAUUAAAACAAAUGAUAUUCUAUUACCUGUAAAUUACUCGAUCGAGCUCUUAUAAAAACCCUAGAAAUUUAUGAAUCCAAUUCAAUUCAUUUCCACGGAAACUGAAAGUGACAAACAAAUUAUAGGUUAAGAAAAUCAUCAUUACUACUUCCCCUCCCUCCAUCACCAGCAUCAGAAAAAAAAAAGCAAAAUCAAAACAGUAGAAUGGCAGAAAAACAGUUGAUAAUCGCCAUUGAAGGAACUGCAGCUAUGGGUCCAUACUGGAAUACUAUUGUUACUGAGUACCUAGAAAAAAUUAUCAGGUGCUUUUGUGGGAAUGACAUGUCAGGACAGAAGCUUUCUGCCGCAAAUACUGAGCUCUCCUUGGUCGUUUUUACUGUUCACGGAUCUUAUUGUGGUUGCUUGGUGCAAAGAAGUGGCUGGACGAGAGAUGCAGAUGUCUUCUUGCACUGGCUCUCUGCAGUACCCUUUAGCGGUGGUGGUUUUAUUGAUGCUGCGGUUGGGGAAGGGCUUGCCGAAGCACUAAUGAUGUUCGCGUUGCCUCCGAAUUCAAGCCAAAGCGUAGAAAUGAACAAGCAUUGCAUUCUUGUGGCUGCCAGCAACCCUUACUCCUUGCCCACCCCAGUGUACCGCCCACAGAUCCCAAAUCUUGAUCAGAGUGAAAACAAAGAAGUGACACCGGAAAGUUGUCUCGCAGAUGCUGAAACAGUUGCAAAAUCAUUUGCUCAGUGCUCAGUUUCUUUGUCAGUGAUUUCUCCAAGGCAGCUCCCAAAACUCAGAGGAAUAUAUAAUGCGGGCAAGCGAAACCCACGAGCAGCAGAGCCAGUUAUCGAUGUUAAGAACUCUUAUUAUCUUGUUCUUCUCUCUGAACAUUUCAUGGAGGCUCGUGCAGCCCUAAGCCGCUCUGGAAUAACAAACAUGCCCUCAAAUCAAGGUCCUCUAAAGAUGGACACAUCCUCGGUUCCCUCUGUUUCAGGGCCUCUUCCUACUUCAAUCCCUCCAGUAAAUGGGUCAAUGAUGAGUCGCCAAUCAAUUCCUGUUGGAAGUACCGUGCCGGCAACAGUAAAAGUGGAGCCAAACACGAUACCUUCAUCAGCUUUUCCCCAUCCCCCCUCUGUUCCUUAUGGUCCUUCUCAGGGCAUCACAAGCUUGCAGUCUUCUCCACCAUCGUCCACUUCUCAAGAGAUCACAAACAAUGAUAAUGUUCAGGAAUUUAAGCCUAUGGUUGGUGGCCUAUCCCAACCAUUGCGUCCAACAGGCCCUGCUGCAGCAAAUGUGAACAUUUUGAACAACCUCUCUCAAGUACGGCAGGCUAUGAACUCUGCAAAUUCUAUGGGUCUUCAAACGAUGGGUGCAACUCCAAUGGCCAUGCAUAUGUCAAACAUGAUAUCUAGUGGAAUGGCAUCAACUGCUUUGUCUCCUGCACAAAAUGUAUUCUCACCUGGUCAGUCUGGUAGUAACACUGCAUUGUCUGGAUCUGGGUCAUUGGUUGGCAACACACAGAUCGCACAAAACACAACGCUAGGUGGAUUCUCCUCAGCUACGUCUAAUAUGUCUGUAAACCCAAACCAUGGGAUGUCACAGCCAAUGGCCAAUCUUCAAGGACCUGUUAGUUUGGGACAGUCAGCAGCUGGUAUUAACCAAGGAAGUCUUACAGGGGGACAGAUAGGUCAAGCCGGAAUUGGUAUGAACCAGAACAUUAUGAGUAAUGGACUAGGUCAACCAGGUGUUUCUGCUGGGAGUGGGACAAUGAUUCCCACUCCUGGAGUACCUCAGCAAGUACAAGCAGGAAUCCAGCCUCUCAGUGUAGCUAACACUUCCACUGCAAACAUGCCAGCACAACAGACAUCUGGAGCUAUGCAGUCAGCACCUGGGCCUGAUAAAUAUGUGAAAGUCUGGGAAGGAGCCCUAUCUGGACAGAGACAAGGACAACCUGUGUUUAUCACCAAACUCGAAGGAUACAGGAGUGCAUCCGCAUCAGAGACGCUUGCAGCGGACUGGCCAAUGAUGAUGCAAAUAGUUCGGCUUAUUUCUCAGGAUCACAUGCAUAACAAGCAGUAUGUGGGCAAGGCAGAUUUUCUUGUUUUUCGGGCUUUGAAUCAACAUGGAUUUCUGGGACAGCUACAAGAAAAGAAACUCUGUGCAGUUAUCCAGCUACCCUCACAGACAUUGCUGUUGUCUGUUUCUGACAAGGCCAGCCGUUUAAUUGGAAUGCUUUUUCCCGGGGAUAUGGUUGUGUUUAAGCCACAACCACCUACCCAGCAGCAGCAGCAACAAUUGCAGCAGCAGCAGCAACAGCAACAACAACAACAUCCUCAGCUGCAGCAGCAGCAUCAGCAACAGCAACAGCAACAGCAACAGCAACAGCAGCAGCAGCAGCAGCAGCAGCAACAACAGCAACACCCGCAGCUUCAGCAGCAGCAACACCCGCAGCUUCAGCAGCAGCAACACCCGCAGCUUCAACAACAACAACCACAAGCACAACAACAACAACAACAAAUGGUUGGUGGAGGGGUUGGUCAAGGAUAUGGUCAAGGUCCAAACAGGUCACAGUUAAUGUCUCAGGGACAGGUUCCAUCCCAAGGCCCAUCUAGCAUGUCUGGUGGCGGUUUUUUAUCAUGAAAUGGUGUUCUUCACAUUGAUAAGUAUGAUCAAAGUAAGUCGGUCACAAAAGGUAUAUAGAUAAAGAUACAGACAUACAACAUGUUUGUUUUCAACUCUAUUUGGACAGUGGUCACUGCAUAGUGAUCUACCACUACUUGUUGAAAGUGCCACAAUCUUAUUGCCUCUUGAAUGGAUGUUUGUUCCUACUACUCUCUAGUGGUUUCAAGUUUUUGUUUAUGUAAUUAUCACGUGACAGUAUGACCCUCUUAAAAUUGAAAAAUUCCAUCA